Strongylocentrotus purpuratus (purple sea urchin) is the source of this 1090-nucleotide messenger RNA. RefSeq lists its product as uncharacterized. The record is from RefSeq and is a predicted model, not a curated record. The coding region runs from base 196 to 936 and encodes 246 amino acids. The transcript has 5 exons. Lineage: Eukaryota; Metazoa; Echinodermata; Echinoidea; Camarodonta; Strongylocentrotidae.
AAAAACUGCUGCAACUGCUCUCAAAAUUCAGAAUCCUGAUUCAAAGCGAGACAUCCUACUAGCUGACUCUCUGUAUCAACUAUCAAACUUUAGACAUCGCAAAGUUCAUAGAUUGCUAGUCCAUCGAUCUUUAACUAAAAAUCCUCACAUCUACUAAAACCGUUGUACGCGAUCAAGUUGCAGCCUCCUACCAGCAUGGAAAAGGAAAUCAAAGAAGUAUAUCAGGAGAGCCAAUCAAACUCGGUUCGUCUGACGACCAUUCGAUCUGUGACCAUCUUCUCGACCGUAUUCUUGACUAGCUUGGUGCUUGGAGGGUGUAUUCUUGGAGCCGUUUGGAUCGCCCAAGAUGGUUUCAAUCAGUGCACGAGGGAAGAUGUCAUUCCGGGAGAAGAAGCAGGAAUUUUCGACCGUGAUAUGACGAAGGAUACCAGGUUGGUGAUGGGAGAUGGUCGCAUCAUGACAGAACAUUUCGAGUACAUUCAAGCCAGCAAUACCCUUCUCAUCCACACACCACCCAGUAACUUCAGUGGCUACUCUCGGGCUACCGUAGCAUUGGACUACGAUCGGUCCCUGGUCUUUGUCAACAUACACGAUGAAAACAUCUGCAUUGCAUUCCCAUGGCCUGCAGAAAUGGCUAACAACCUGAAAAAAUUCAUGACCGAAGAGGGCGAUCAAAAUGAGGGUGAAGUGCUUGACGUCGUAGCCCGAGAGUUGACCGACAUGAACUUUGUGAACGUCGGAGAGAUCCCCGCGGGUUUCCUACAAGGGUCCAGCGGUACAACCGUCGGGGCCCUUUGUGCUGGUAGACCCAGCUACUGGUUAGAGGACAACGCGGUUGCAUCCAGACAACGAAGAUUAGCUAGAGCUCGAGAAAUUGAUAUCAUUAUCAUCUGUUGGCCAGAGUGUUGUAUUCUCAUUAUAAUUGCUACAGAGUAGUGGUUUGAAUCAGUCUUUGAGAGUGUAUAAUCCACUCUUUGUAGCGUGGAUUUCCACUCAACAUGAAAUUAUCCCCAAUAUGAUUCCUCUAAGAGUGGAUUUCUACUCUACAUUUAGAAAGUAUAUCACUACAAUGUGCCCUGCAUAUCCUACU